Paramisgurnus dabryanus is the source of this 6608-nucleotide messenger RNA. The record is from RefSeq and is a predicted model, not a curated record. NCBI's taxonomy places the organism in Eukaryota, Metazoa, Chordata, Actinopteri, Cypriniformes, Cobitidae.
CACAGGAGCAGUUUCACCGGGAGCGAGUGAGAUAGCCAGAAUCUCCUCAGACUCAACAACACGAUAUCGGCGGACAUGAAGUCCAAGGUAUUGGGGGAGUGAGACAAAUUCCCCAAGUUCAGCCGGUUAAGGACACAGGACACAUCCUCCCAUGGCUGCUACAGCCAGUAGUAGAAAUGGAUCUUUAAGGCCAGGCUGGGUGGCUUUUUCAGAUGAAGAGUCACAGGCAGAUGAGGUUGGGCUCCAGCCCGCUUUAGAACAGCCUGAGAUGGAUUCUUCUUCUUGGGAGGAAGUGUCAUGUGUGUCUGCCCAGAAGCCAGAACAGUUGACUUCAUGGGUCCAGUUUGAGGACAAACCAUGGCCACCCUCUCCUCCCUCAACACAGGUAAAAGGCCCCAGGCACAGCAUUUGCUCCUCGGCCAGCUUCUGGAGCAACGUCCCCCCAUCAGAAAGCAGCUGGACCACCCAAUCAGAGGAGCAGAGCUCUGUUAGUAUGGGGGCGUCUUCCUGUGACCUGCCAUCUCUUAACACUGAAGACCCACUCAGUCAAACGCCUUCCUGCCCUCACUCUCCUAAUUCCUCUUUGUGCCAAGAAGAUGAUGGUAUGAACAUGGAGCCAUUUAACUGGACAACCAACAACCAGCACACAAAUGGCCAAUCAUAUGCCACCUCCAACCGUUUUGCCAGCUGGGUAACUUUUGAUGACGAUCAGGACUCUGCGUUCCUGCCUCCAGGAAGACCAUCUAAAAUAAAACUGGACAACCUCAACAUUUCUCCACUGCAGGAUGCCAACAGCAACCUGAUUUCAUCCUCCUUUUCUAGCCAGGUGACAGAAAGACACAUCCUGGACUUGACCCCUGAUGCCACCAGUUCGGUCUUUGCUUUUGAAAGCACGCUUUUGAACAACAGCACCCCUUACAACAAAAAGAAUCCUUUUUUGGAUGAUGACUUCACCAACCUGCAACCCUCUUCUAUCAACCCUUUCAGUGACUACUUUGACAAAACAGGGCUGACAACAUCCCAAAGCACUGGACUGUGCUCGGAAACACCAGAUGUCUCCGCAUUUAGUUCGCCAUUUUUUGAGUAUCAGGAUGUUGACUCUAUCAUGCUUGUUUCUGCACAAAAUGACUCGUCAAAGGGACUAAAUAGUGUACCAUUAGGCCCUCCUGAAGAUAGUCUGGAUCAAUUCAGGAAAAUAUACAUCUCUGACCCUGACCGUGAUGAUAGUCCCACUUUACCAGAUGAUUCAGCAGAUGUGUUGGAGUCUGAUGACUCCACCUAUGAACCAGACCACAUGACUCCACAGGAAGGCUGGCCCAUGCUUCUUCGCAUCCCAGAGAAGAAAAACAUCAUGUCCUCACGUCACUGGGGACCAAUUUUUGUCAGAUUGACGUACAGCGGCCAGCUGCACAUUUUCUACGAAAAAGGGCUGGAAAAACCCUUCAAAGAGUUUCAGCUGAACUCCCAGCAUGAGAUAUCUGAACCCAAGCUCCAGAACUAUGAGGAAAAUGGUCGUGUUCAUACCAUCAGUGUAGAUCAUGUGGUUUACAAGGAGAAGAGGAAGAUCCAGCCCAAAGUUAGUGUGGUUCAUAUGCCGGUGAGAGAGCAGGUUGUAAAGCUUGGGACCACAAACUACCAAGACUUCUUGAGCUUUCGUCAUGCCCUCCAGGAGACACUUGUGGGACUUUCUGUGGAUAAAGAAGGCCUCAACUGGCCGACAACUUACACUGAGGAGGAAAUUCAUGUGGAGGUGAAAGAUAACUUUUACGGAGUUCUGUCCAAAGGGGACAGCCGUAUCCUGGAGCAGCUCGUUUUGACCAGUGUAAACAUGCUAGCCUUCCUCAAUGGGUCUCCACCUUGUAGUAUCGGCCUCAAUGAUGUCCAGGUCAAAGGCAAAGAAGUCGUUUCUCGACAUGACAUAAUUCCUAACACAACAUCACGCUGGAUUCAAUUGCGGGAUUGUCGACUUCAUGAAUGUGCAGAUCACUCAGAGUUUGCGGAGUCCCGAACCAUCACAUUUACUCCUCCUACUGGUCGUCGCUUUGAACUUCUGCGUUUUCGCACAGCGUUUGCAGAAAAAUCCCUUCCUUUCACUCUGAGAACAGUUGCUAGCAUCAGGGGUGCAGAGGUUGAGGUACAAUCCUGGCUGGUGAUGUCAACGGGUUUCUCAUCCAGUCGGGAUCCUUUAACAUUGAUACCAUGUGAAAAUGUUGCUAUCCGUUACCCCAUACCUGAAAUUUGGGCGAAGAACUUUAGACGGGAGAGUGUGACAGGUGAAAAGUCCUUGAAGGCUCGCUUCAAUAAAGGAGCCAGCUUUGGUUCAACUAGCAGUUCCGGGUCAGAACCGGCUAUGAGGGUCACGCUCGGCUCUGCGAAAUACGAACAAGCCUUCAGGUCCGUGGUGUGGAGGAUAAGUCGACUACCAGACAAAAACUCAGCACUGGGACAUCCUCAUACUUUCUUCUGCCGCUUGGAACUGGGAUCAGACAGGGAGGUUCCUCCUAAAUUUGAGUGUCUGGUGGAGGUUGAGUUUGAUAUGCCAUCCACUUCUGCAUCUAAAGCCACCGUACGCGCUCUGUCUGUUGGGGACAGGACUGAUUUGAAGAAAUGGAUCACUUACAAAUCACAUUAUUCCUACCAGGUGGCAGUAGAGCAGAAGAGUGAAAGCGUGUUGGGGAGCCCAAAGGAUGAGACGCCCGGGGAGUGUACUCAACAGUGACCACGAGUCUUUCUUUCAAGACAUGGGUCUUGAAGUUUGCACUUUGUUGAACGAGAGAAAGUUCAGUGCUGAAAUGUGCUGAACAGUUUACAUUUACAUGUGGUAUGUUAAAAUGAAAAAAAAAAAAUGAAUGGUUUUAUGUGAGAAUGGUAUGUAUAAAGGAAAAUAACAGACCCUUUAAGAAAUUAUUACAUAAAAAAUUACUUUAUCAGCCAAUUGAGUUUAAGUCUGUAUCGGUAAUGUUGUUUUACAAUCGGUUCUUACCCAUCAAGUUCAUAUCAAAAAUUCUCCUCCUAAAAUUAUUGGAGCGGUCACAUUUUUUGUCUGUCUUUAAGGCAGAUAUCACAGAGAUGUUGUGUAAAUUCUUUCUGUAUAUUUUGGACUAUGAUGUGAAGAGUAAUUUCUGUGUGGAAAACCAAGUUUUCUUGUUAUUUAACAUUGUACAGAGGAUAAUGAGGGAUUCGUAACUAACACAUUUCAUGUUAGUUUUGUUAAUUAGAAAACUCAAAUUAGUAAAACCUUUUCUCAUCAAUUUCUACUUAAACCAUAAAUGUUAACAUGACAAAACAAAGGCUGCGUCCGAAACUCUAAUUUGCUGCCUUCUGCGGCAGCAUUCCAAGGCAUCAAGGCAUGUCCAAAUCCAAUGUUAGGUUUACUUCCUGACUCUUGAGAUACCUCCAUCGUCCUUUCCCACAAUUCUAUGCGUGUGUGCGCAUGGGCAAUGUGAUUGGUAGGGCUGGGUAUUGUUUAAAAUCUUUCGAUCCGGUGCCAAUUUCGAUACCUACGUUUCGAUGCCGGUUCCUAACGAUACUUUUUUCGAUACCAUGUUUUAAAAUCCAUUGAAACAUUAACAAAAAUACAUUAAACACACAACUUUUAUUUUUCACCUUAAUUAAAACAAAUUCUGGUAACACUUCUCACUCAGGGUAACAUUAAUAAAACUGGUUGUGCUUUCUGGAUAAGGGUUUGCCAGCAGACACACUUAUAAGUUUUUUUUAUGAAAAUAAGGAAACAAAAAUUCUUAAAAGAAAUUAAGAAUAUAAUUUUCACUGCUUUAUUUUAUGAAAUGUAAAAUGGUAUUUAGCUUGGACUAACAGUAUUUGUGGGUUCAUUAUAGCUGCAACUUUGACAAAAAGUUAAAAUAUUUAAAUGGGUGACUGAGUUUUACUGGGAAGAUUUGUAUGCAUGUUUGUUUUUUGUAAACAAUACUCAACUUCAUAGUUAUCAAAAUAUUAAAUACAUUUGUAGAAAAUGCAUUCAAUGUCAUUUCAUUCAAGUGAAAUGAGCAAACCAGUUAAAUGGAAUUUUAGUUUGUUUUAAAUAACGAGCCAGGCUUUGGGCUGCGCGUAUGCGUCAAGUUUAAACCAUAGACUGUAAAAAAUGGGUUUAAACGCAUUGUCCAUUUUGCGAGACGAGGGCAUGAAGGCUUUUGCGAUGCGGAGAGACAGGCGCGAGUAUUUCAUAAGCAUCGAGAGACACAAGCUGCGCGCGUGGGUCAAGUUUAAACACCUUGUCGAGACUGUUGUGGGAGACGCGCGCGCAAAGCCUUGCCAUGCGGAACCAGGCGCGAGUAAAUCAAGCAGAGACACACGCUGUGCGCGUGCUUUAAACUGAAACCCCUCGUCACUUUAGUAGAUGCACCGUUUUGGUUGACGUGCCUUUCACGGAGACAACACGGUCAUACUUGCGCUAACUCUAUUGGUAAGACUGUCACAAAGACUUUCUUCUCAUAUUGCAUUCUUUCUACACUUGUGUUGGGUGACUGCGAGGUGGAAUGCGAGUAUUUUCAGAAAUCCUACCCGUCAGGUGGUGGUGGACAGCCAAUCGCCGGCGCUUUAGGUCCUUACACGCAAGUACAGGCUCACAGACACAGCCGCUUUUGGAAUCGAAAUUUGGCAUCGAAAGAUAAAUCAUUUUUCGAUACUCAAAGUAUCGAAGUUUUUCAUUCGAUACCAUAAAGGUAUCGACGUUCGGUACCCAGCCCUAUUGAUUGGUCGAGCCUGGUCGAGUUAAAAAAAUAAAUAAAAUGGCAGCCAAGAAAGCAGCUGGAGCACCAAUUUAGUGUAAAUAAAUGUAUAUUUUCACUUUUUACACCUUUAAAUUACAUUUCUAGCAAGAAAUUAGAAUUGUAGUUUUCAAAUAUGUGAUUAGUUAUCACAAAGGCGCUCUCUGUUUAUAUUUCAAACAGCAAAAAGCGUUGAGCUGCCCUCAUGCCUCUGAAGUCAUUGCCUCAUGAGGCAGCGAGGCAACAAGUCAGCUGCCUAACGGCCGAUUCACACCGGCUGCGUGGCGUGUGCGUCUCAGCUGCAUGACGUGUCCGUUUUUAUUUAGGCUCCCAUGUUAGCAGGUUUGACCGUUCACACCGCCUGCAUGACACGCACGUAUCAGGCGCGGCUCGAGUCGCGGCGAAAACGCGUGCAUGCUAGGAAUAGGACCAACGCCUAUUUUUCACGCCACACGCAAGCAUCUUGGAAGCGUUUCCAGGCAAAAUAUAUGUCACUUAUAGCAACAGCAGCGCGUUAGUGCUGCGUCAGGCAUGCUUCUGGUAUGUACAGACAUAGAUAUGUAUAUAAAGGCUAGAUGGUUCGUCCGCGCUGAUGGCCAAUUGAGUGGAACGUCCGCAUUUUGGCGGCCAUCUUAGGACAGGGCGCUCGCUCACUCGUAGCAUUGAGUUUUAAUGAUGCAGGUACUUUUAAAUGACCAUAACUUGCUUAAUUUUUUACCGAUUUUCAAACGGAUUGGUUUGUUAUAAACGUCAAAGAUGUACCUAUGACACUGAAUACGUAUACUUAAAAUAAAUAAAAAAUUCAUGAAACAUGUUAAAGCAUCCAUAAUUAUAGCCACGUUAAUAACGUUUGUAAAAAACCAAACCGUUUGUAAAUCCGUCAAGAAUUCAGCAAGUUACGAGCUUUUUAGUUGGCGUAUGUCACUCACCUUCCGUCCACAGCAGCAGGGAGCAGCACUAUGGCAGCACUGACCUAAGAUGGCCGCCAAGUGACGACACAGCUGACUCCGCCUUGAGCCAUCUAGCCUUUAUAUACAUAUCUAUGUGUACAGACACAGAAAACGCGACACAGCCGCCACGCAACUGACAUGCAACAGAUACGCCACGCAGCCGGUGUGAAUCGGCCCUAAGUUUUCGGACGCAGCCAAAAUGUUGCUGUAAUGCUAAAGCCCGAUUUAUAGUCGUGCGUAAGUUCUCCGUAGCCUGUGCAUAGCUCUGCGUUGCCUGACGCGCACCUCACAAAAUUUUUAACAGCGCGUCAGUUCUACGCGGACCGCAAGUGCUGUGAUUGGUCCACCAGAACCCCUCCCGUCAGGUAAAAACUGCGUCAUUUUCGUUUGCGACAGUGAAAACAAAGAAUGGCCAAGUUGAGGAGUGAUUUAACGCAAACUGCAACAAAAGUCGCUGUUUAUUUACUUCCAUCAUUGCUGGUCUUCUCAAAUCAUACACAACAAGUUGCUGUUUCUUCUUCGUUUGUGGGUUAAUUUGCAAGGUUCUUCUUUUUUGACAGUCGCCCUGCUACUGUGGUUAAACGUGUGAUUGAUUACUGCCCACCAGCGGUCUGCGCGCGUGUUUGCACGUCGACGCGGACGACAACUCAAAAGUAUAAAUGAAAACCGACGUGGAACCUACGCCGUAGGACCUACGCACGACUAUAACGAGCCCUUAAGUAGUUUAUCUUAGAUUUGUGUUUAAGAUUAUUUUUUAAAGAUCAUUUGCAGACAUUUUUAUACAGAUUUUAAAUGCAAAUAUUAUUUCCUUUCAUUUAUCAGAUUUGAAUGAUUGAACUGAAUUGUAGGUGCUUUGUUAAAGUCGUAAAUCAUGAUAUUCAUUCAUUUGUUCUUGACUGGAGUUAGAAACUACAGUAGGAAUAUAUAUAUAUAU